AUGUUCGUGCAGCAUUGCGAAUUAUGGAGACAGUACCCGCAUAUGAGACCUGCAAUAACAACAUCAGUAAUAACUAUGACAUGGGUGCUUCGCAUAUUGUCUCUCAAAGUGACAAUUUCAAAAAGAUUCAUAAAUGCAGGAAAAUCUGCUGCUUUGUUUUAUGGAGAUUUGGAUACGCUUUGUAAUGCAAUUCAUGGAGCGCAGUUCGCUGCCAAUUUGGGCCUACCUGAAACCACCCCACUUCGACCAUAUUCUGACGAAGAGCAGUUACCUCCAACGAUUGGGUUAUUAACGCAGUACAAAGGACUGGACGUGCUGACAGUACGUGGAGCUGGUCAUUUUGUGGCAUCCAGCAAUGAGAAACCAAAAGAAGCAUUACAAGUAUUCGUAAACUUUAUCAACAAUCAAUCUUACGACACCCCCGUAUCCCAUGAUACGCCCUAUGUUGCACCAAGCACAACGAAUUCUCCCAGUACAACACCUGGGAAUAUCCCUGUUAAUUGGGAUGCUCCACCAUGGUUAAUCACUGAUCUACCAAAUCUUGACGAACCAAUGAGAUCCAAGCAGUACACGGGCUACCUGAACAUCAGCGAAACAAGGAAGCUGUUCUAUUGGUAUAUCGAAUCGGAGAACGACCCAGCCAAUGAUCCCGUCGUUUUAUGGCUCAACGGUGGUCCAGGAUGCUCCUCUCUUGAAGGGCUGUUUGAUUGA
Molecule: messenger RNA, 711 nt
Organism: Cooperia oncophora
Lineage: Eukaryota; Metazoa; Nematoda; Chromadorea; Rhabditida; Trichostrongylidae
Source: the annotation of a GenBank genome assembly